Molecule: messenger RNA, 4241 nt
Organism: Rattus rattus (black rat)
Lineage: Eukaryota; Metazoa; Chordata; Mammalia; Rodentia; Muridae
Product: E3 ubiquitin ligase Rnf157
Exons: 18
Coding region: 1-1890 (629 amino acids)
Biological process (GO): protein ubiquitination
Cellular component (GO): cytoplasm
Molecular function (GO): ubiquitin protein ligase activity
Source: RefSeq, a predicted model, not a curated record
AUGACACAGGGUGUGGGGCGCCCACAUGUCCUGAACUUGGUGGAGCGUGAGUUUCCUUACGCUGCCCCGCCCCCCCACGAACCUGUGAAGACUCUGAGAAGCCUGAUCAACAUCCGGAAGGACACGCUGAGACUUGUCAAAUGUGCUGAGGAAGUGAAGAGCCACGGAGAAGAGGCGGGCAAAGCGAAGGUCCACUACAACGUCGAGUUCACCUUUGACACAGAUGCCCGGGUAGCCAUCACCAUCUACUAUCAGGCCACUGAGGAAUUCCAGAACGGCAUUGCCAGCUACAUCCCAAAAGACAACAGCCUGCAGUCAGAGACCGUGCACUACAAGCGAGGGGUGUGCCAGCAGUUUUGCCUGCCCUCCCAUACCGUGGACCCCUCAGAGUGGGCUGAAGAGGAGCUUGGCUUUGAUCUGGACCGAGAGGUCUACCCUUUGGUAGUGCAUGCUGUGGUGGAUGAAGGAGAUGAAUAUUUUGGCCACUGCCAUGUGCUUCUGGGCACCUUUGAGAAGCACUCAGACGGGACCUUCUGUGUCAAGCCCCUCAAGCAGAAGCAAGUGGUGGAUGGCGUCAGCUACCUUCUUCAGGAGAUCUACGGGAUUGAAAACAAGUACAACACACAAGAUUCCAAGGUGGCAGAGGAUGACGUCAGUGACAACAGUGCGGAGUGUGUGGUGUGUCUCUCGGACGUCCGUGACACUUUGAUCCUGCCCUGCCGGCACCUGUGCCUCUGCAACACCUGUGCAGACACCCUGCGCUACCAGGCCAACAACUGCCCCAUCUGCCGGCUGCCCUUCCGGGCACUGCUUCAGAUCCGAGCCAUGAGGAAAAAAUUGGGCCCUCUGUCUCCAAGCAGCUUUAACCCCAUCAUCUCUUCCCAGACUUCGGACUCUGAGGAACAUUCAUCCUCAGAGAACAUCCCCGCGGGCUAUGAAGUGGUGUCUCUCCUGGAGGCCCUCAAUGGGCCCCUCACCUCAUCCCCAGCGGUGCCUCCCCUUCACGUUCUUGGAGAUGGCCACCUCUCAGGAAUGCUGCCGUCCUAUGGCAGUGAUGGCCACCUGCCCCCUGUUAGGACACUGUCCCCACUUGACCGCCUGUCUGAUUGCAACAGCCAAGGGCUCAAACUCAACAAGUCUCUCUCCAAGUCCAUUUCCCAGAAUUCUUCUGUACUUCACGAAGAGGAAGAUGAGCACUCUUGCAGUGAGUCAGACACUCAGCUCUCUCAGAGGCUGUCAGCCCAGCAUCCUGAAGAGGGACCUGAUGUGACUCCAGAGAGUGAGAACCUCACGCUGUCCUCCUCAGGGGCUGUUGACCAGUCAUCUUGCACAGGGACUCCGCUCUCUUCCACCAUCUCCUCCCCAGAAGACCCAGCCAGCAGCAGCCUGGCCCAGUCAGUCAUGUCCAUGGCCUCCUCCCAGAUCAGCACUGACACCGUGUCCUCCAUGUCUGGCUCCUACAUCGCACCUGGCACAGAAGAAGAAGGAGAGGCCCCACCUUCCCCCCGAGCUGCUAGCAGGGCCCCUUCAGAAGAGGAGGAGACCCCAGCAGAGUCCCCAGACAGCAAUUUUGCUGGCCUUCCAGCUGGAGAGCAGGAUGCAGAGGGAAAUGAUAUCAUGGAGGAAGAGGACAGAUCCCCUGUGCAAGAAGAUGGCCAGAGGACAUGCGCAUUUCUAGGCAUGGAGUGUGACAAUAACAAUGACUUUGACGUCGCGAGCGUGAAAGCACUGGACAAUAAGCUGUGCUCUGAGGUCUGCUUACCCGGUACCUGGCAACAUGAUGCCGCCAUUGUCAACCGUCGCAAUACCCAGCGCCGGCGACUAUCACCCAGCAGCCUGGAGGACCCUGAGGAGGACAGGCCUUGCGUAUGGGAUCCUUUGGCUGUCUGAGGGCACUGGCACCUGUACCUGGACUUCCCCUCCUGUCCGCCUUCCAUCUGUCCUCACUGGACCACAGGCCUUGUGGGCAUCUUCAACAAGACACGUGGACUUUCUAGAACUCUCAUGAAGGGAGGACUGCAACCCUCCACCAACUUCAUCUCCUGUAACCAUGAUUCUUACCCUCUCAGAAAGUACCAGAAGCCUUCCUCCUGUGGGCUGAUGUGUGCCAGCCAAACCCAGUGGGUCAGCUGAGCUGAGGGUCAGGGCUGUUGUUUCUAUAGCCUUUUCUCUUCCAAGUGGAGACCAACGAGACUGAAGAGUUUGGCAGCUUUGUUAGACACCCAUGGAGGGUUUUGGUUUCUGGCACCUCAUAAGCAAUUAGAAACCUAACUCAAAGCGGUCAGGAACUGGCUCCAUGAGGGACACCGUCCACACCUGCCUCCCAGAACACCGGGAGCUCCUUACUCGAGCCUAAGGGAUUGGUAGCAGCUGAAGUGUUGGUUGGGAGCCAGAUCUACUCAGAGUUGGUCUCCUGCACCUCCUGUGCCGCAGUUAGGAAGAUCACCCUUGCAAGGCCUGUCCUCAGGUGCAGUCAGGAAGGGCUGCUGGGCCACCUCCAUGCAGCGCCAGGGCUGGCUCUUCACUACCUUCACUGCAGCCACUGAGGGGGAGGCUCAAACCCAGCUAAGCGCUUCGCUGCCCACUUCGUAAGAGCUGAAGAACGAGGCUAAGAGCUGAUGCCAGCGGUUCUCAAAACUGCUGCGCAGGACACCAAAGGAAUGGCAAAGGCUCUGGACCAGAGGCUUAGAAGACCUCCCUACCCUAGUGUACUCCUCCCCUGCCUUUCAGAUCGGAGAUGAGAGGUGCGGACUCUCCAUGGGUUCACCAGUGCUGAGAGAUGCGAUCCAGUCAGCACUCAAAGCCACGGCAGCAAACUGGCAGGAAAUUGUUGGGUGUCACACCUUUCUCAGUUCAGUGGGUUUUACACGGCUCUAAGGGAGAUGGAUGCCUGUCUACUGGUCUUUUGGGACAGGGAGUUAGUUGUUCAGGGGAACAUGAGAUGUUUGGGAAUCAAGAUUAGUGACAGGUACCUAGGGUGAGAUACCAGGAGCUUUAGACUUGCUAGUGUGGUCCUGGAAAGGCUUUCCCCCAAACGCCUGUGCCCAGGACCCUGAGGGGAGAUGGGGUUGGAGAGCACCCUCAAACUUGCUAUGUAGCUGAGAAUGACCUUGAACUUCUGAUUUCUCUGCCUGGAUUGCCCAAGCAUUAGAAUUCCAAGCCUGCACCACUACACAGCUCUCCUUUAUGUGGCAAUCACACUGCUAGGGGGAAAUCUGCUGUGCUGCCCAAGUGUGAUAGGCUGAGCUUGAGAUCCCAUCGCCCGUUCAAAGGCUACAUCCUAUCUUUUACUUGCCCAACAUUCCAGUAGCCCCUUUCACACUUAAGACUCACACCAGUGUAAGCUGAGCAAUACCUACACUUCCUCAAAGCCGGGAGCAGAAGCAACGGGGAAGUUCCCUUAGCCUGGGAUGGUGGCACAUAGAGAGAGCUGCCUCCUCCCCUGGAGGGCAGUAGGAAGGCGGUAUUCAAUGUGUGGUGUGACCCGGGAGGAGCGGUGGAAGAAGCUGAGAUGAAGGAGACGCAGGUAAACAGUGGCCAGGGACCCUCAAAAAAGCCAUUAUAAUCAGCCCUUCCCUCUGCCACACAAGUGCUCCGCCUGAAUUCAUUCCAUAAUCCCGGCACCCAGGUUAGAGUACCCUUUGCUCUGCCUUGCACAGCCCUGCCCCCUCACUCUGUCCUUUUACUUCUUGGCGAGCAGAAAUAGCCCAUUCACGGGGUGGAUCCCCAUCAGCUGGCACACUCAACCCAGUCCAUUUGGAAACAGUUCCUUUGUCAGGGUCCAAGCGAAAGGGCAAGCACGUUCUCUUGGUGCCUUUGGCUCCUCACCACACCACACCUUUCUAUACGUGGUACUGUAGUGAUCUCAGUCUCCUCAAGGAGCCUUUUGCUUUACCUAAUUUCAUCCCACCAGAGUUUUUACCUGCUGUGGCAUCUGCCGGGCACAAUCCCGAACACUAAGCCAUCUCACUGGGGAGCUAGUCCUGUCCACCUGGUGUUGGCUGCUGGUUGCUCACUUUGUUUUAGGACCUGCACACCUGGGGGUGUGUGUGUGUGUGUGUGUGUGUGUGUGUGUGUGUGUGUGUGUGUGCCAUCUGUGUACCCCUCACACUCCCUGGAGUACACUUGUGGGCACAUUACAGUGGGGACAUCAAGAUGCAAUAUUUAUGGAUUGCUGCAUGAUUCUUAAAAGUAAAUAAAACUGUUUACAGGGGCAGGGGAGCCGUUAACUACAAAGUGAA